Molecule: messenger RNA, 1614 nt
Organism: Radiomyces spectabilis
Lineage: Eukaryota; Fungi; Mucoromycota; Mucoromycetes; Mucorales; Radiomycetaceae
Product: Cullin
Exons: 13
Coding region: 1-1614 (537 amino acids)
Biological process (GO): DNA damage response; protein ubiquitination; ubiquitin-dependent protein catabolic process
Cellular component (GO): Cul4-RING E3 ubiquitin ligase complex
Molecular function (GO): ubiquitin protein ligase binding
Source: RefSeq, a predicted model, not a curated record
AUGACCACAGCCGCUGCCGGUAGCCGACCAUUCAGCGAACGUCUCUCGAAUUCUUCACGACAUACCAAGCGCCAUCCCAUUCUUUCCGAUAAAAAGCUCAUUGUAUAUGACCUAAAAGUUGAGCGACCAGCAUUACCCGCUGAUUACGAAGAAAAAACGUGGAUCCGCCUUCAGCAUGCUGUCCACGCUAUGCUCCAACAAGAACCUGUGGAUGACAGUUUGGAAGCACUGUAUCAGCUCUGCGAGAAUUUAUGCCAGUAUGACCUGGCCGAAAACUUGUAUCAACGGCUGCAUCAUGAAAUUAAGGUCCAUGUAAAAGCGAAUUUCGAGAAACUCUCAGAAGUCAAUGCGGAAAACAUUGCUUACUUAGAAAUCAUCAACACACAAUGGACGACUUACUGCGCACAAAUGUCACAAAUAAGAGGCAUCUUUCUAUAUCUGGAUCGCACCUUUGUAGCAUCAGCCACAUCAGCCGGUUCAUUAUGGAAUAUGGCCAUGGAUCUCUUCCGGGAGAGUUAUCUACAACAUGAAAAUAUUCGACAGCGAUUACUUCAGUAUGUCUUGGACCUGAUAUUGUCUGAAAGAAACGGAGAGACCGUGGACACAUCACUGCUGCAGUCGAUCUUGCGUAUGUUCAUCGAUCUUUCAGUGUAUCACUUGGAAUUUGAAGAACCCUUUUUGGAACAAACGAGAAAAUUUUAUUGCGCCGAAGGGGAUAAGCUGGUGAAAGAAAUGCACAUGUCGGGAUAUCUGGAUCAUGUAUCCAUGCGAGUGCAUCAAGAAUCGACGAUUCGAGUUAAACGCUACUUUGAUAAAUCAUCCAAAGUGGCUCUGACAACCAUCGUCGAAGAGGAGUUGUUAUCCAAGCGUGUGGAGUAUAUCUUGGAUAAAAGUUUUAAUUACUUUAUGGAAAAUCAUCGUAUGGAUGACUUGUCGUUGUUAUAUCGCUUACUCAAGAAGGUGGGAAAGCUUGACAUUUGUGCCAAAUAUUUCCUAAAUUAUGUCAAGACAAGAGGAUCGCAAAUUAUGCGAGAGACUGCAAAAGAAAACGAUGUCAUUACAGCUUUAGCCACCUUUAAACGCAAAACCGAUGUCUUGGUGAUGCAUAGUUUCGAGGAAGACGAACGAUUUACGCUUGCCCUGAAACACGGUUUUGAGUAUUUCAUCAAUCUGCGAGAAAACAAUGCCAGCGAAUUACUGGCUGAACACACCGAUCGCAUUUUGCGCAUUGAUAAACUGGAUUACAGUCUAUUGGAGCAAGGCAUGCUUGUUUUCAGGUACGUUUCAGGCAAGGAUGCGUACGGUGUGCUGUAUAAACGAGAUCUUGCCAAACGAUUACUACUCGAUGUUGCGAAUCCUCGAACAGAAAAGUUAAUGAUCGCCAAAAUGAAAAAAGAGUGCGGUCCGGCUUACACAAGCAAAUUGGAAGGCAUGCUGCGCGACAUCAAACAUUCUCGCGAUCUUAUGAAUGAGUUCAAGUUCCGCGAAGCCGAAGACUUGUACAAGGCAUUUUAUUCUGUCAAGUAUACUGGUCGGCGGUUGACGUGGCAAAAUUCAUUGGGCGUAUGCCAAGUGGCAGCCAAUUAUCCCCAGGCAAGUAACCAUUGCUCAUAA